Messenger RNA from Macrosiphum euphorbiae (potato aphid), 396 nucleotides. The record is from the annotation of a GenBank genome assembly. Lineage: Eukaryota; Metazoa; Arthropoda; Insecta; Hemiptera; Aphididae.
AUGGAGUGUCGGAAAUUAAAAAUUGAAAGAAUCGUUUGGCGAUAUGAAAAGCGGUGCGAUAUCGUCCGGGCUAUAAAUCAAGAACCGAGCUUUAAAAACGUCAAGACCGCCGGCAAUUCGGUCAAGUUCGGUAAAACUUUUUUUUUACGAUCAAUGAACACCUGUUGUGCAGUAGACAAUCAUCACGGAAGGCCGACGGAAUUUCUUCGGAAACAUAAACAGCUCAGUGAUUCAGUGAUUAAAGGCGCGUUUUCCGUUUGCACCAUAAUAUACGCGUACACUCGGAAAACCACGGGGACGGACAAAGAAAUGCAAAUAUACGAAUACUUUCAACCUUCAUUAUCAUUUCCAGUGCAAAUAGGUAAACACGACCAACAGCUGGCCAAAUUUAUUUAA